Tuber aestivum (summer truffle) is the source of this 1212-nucleotide messenger RNA. Lineage: Eukaryota; Fungi; Ascomycota; Pezizomycetes; Pezizales; Tuberaceae. The record is from the annotation of a GenBank genome assembly.
GUGCCCGAUCCAAUUAACUGAAACCCCACAGGUUACAACUCCGUGUGGGCCCUUGCCUUUUCUCCUAGAACCUUCUGGAGCUAAAGCAUCCUAGUAUCGGCUGGGAAAGGGGUGGAUGUUAGCUACGGAAAAGAAGUUAUUCCGACCCAGUCGUCGGCGUACCGGGAGAAGGCUGAGGCGGUGAUGAAAGGUGCCCCGUAGUGACUUGCGGGGUAGAGGGCAGAGGGUGUGAUAAAAAGGCAGAUGCAUCCCUCCUCCUCCUUAAUAGAAAGCAAAGCAACUGUUCCCAAAUCAGUCCCCUCCAUCGCAACUCUCCACGAUAACGAGUAACCAAUUCACACUAUGUCUCUCCCACCCAUCCCACAGGAGUACAGGUGAUUCCUUCAUUCCCUAUUGUCGUCCCUCAGAUGCUAAUAUAUCAAUCCCAGCUACGUCCUAGCCGGUCUCUUUGCGACGACUCUAGUAAGCCAAUAUCACAUUUUGAUGGUUGGUGGCGCCCGCAAGGCCUCGAAGGUCCCCUACCCGAACGCCUAUGCGAGUGCCGAGGAGGCCAUCAAGGACAAGGAAAAGUUUCGCUUCAACUGCGCUCAACGGGCACAUUCAAACUACCUUGAGAACCUCGCUGUCGUGUUACCGUCUUUCCUCGCCUCGGCAGUUCAGUACCCCACGGCCUCGUCCUCGCUCUUAGGGAUCUGGCUUGUUGGUAGGAUUGUGUAUGCUCGUGGCUAUGUCGGUAGCCAGCAUAACAGUAGUGGGAAAGGGAGGUAUAAGGGUGUGUUCAGUUAUAUUGGACUGAUCGGUUUGGCGGUUACGACUGGAAUGAGUAUGUGGAAGCUCUACAGCUCCGGGAUUUAAACGUUAGAAUGGGGGUUUUUUUUUCUGGAGGUGGGGUUGGACCUUACUUUACGAUGUAUUCUGUUUCUUCCCUUUGUCUGGGCUGUGUCUCUUAUUUUCUCUCGAGUAUUAGAUGUUAAUGUGGGACUUGAAAUAAGGCCCCUAUAUGCUCUGAAGCUUGGGGUGCAUUUGCAUUUAUGUAUCACGGGGGUCGGAUUGAUUAGUAUUCUGGAAUCCUACGAGCAGUGUGUGAUUCAUUGUGAUUCCUACAAGACGUUACUUAUGUUGCCCGAGUGAAGGCGCACUAAAAAAAAAAGCGCCACCCCAAUCCUUUGCCAUGAACCCAAUACAUUUGCUUUUUAGGAGGCUAAGAAGGGC